Molecule: messenger RNA, 1190 nt
Organism: Eremomyces bilateralis CBS 781.70
Lineage: Eukaryota; Fungi; Ascomycota; Dothideomycetes; Eremomycetales; Eremomycetaceae
Product: signal peptidase complex catalytic subunit sec11
Exons: 2
Coding region: 284-808 (174 amino acids)
Cellular component (GO): membrane; signal peptidase complex
Molecular function (GO): serine-type endopeptidase activity
Source: RefSeq, a predicted model, not a curated record
GCCCCAUCCCAUCCAUAAUUCCAAGGCAUCUGAUACUAAUACGAUGUGGCUUCUUGAGGUUGAGAAUUAAACAGGACGACGACAUUAUUGGAAACCUCCGCCCGCGUUGUGAAGGCGAAUGAGCUGUUCUCUCGGUUCUAGAAGGCAAUCCCCCUUCUGGUGUUCCAGCCGUCCCUGAAAACGUUGACCUCCCGACGAUUCACGGCCGACCUGACGAACGACCACCUAUCAACCUAAACGCGAGCUCAAACAUCCACUAUCCUUCCACCGAAAACCGAAGAAAAUGUUCGGCCAACUAGCCUCCCUCCAGCCCCGGCAGAUCGCCGCCCAGAUCCUCAACUUCGCCCUGGUCCUCUCGACCGCGUUCAUGCUCUGGAAAGGGCUGUCCGUUGCAACGAACUCGCCGUCGCCGAUCGUUGUGGUCCUGUCCGGGAGCAUGGAGCCGGCGUUCCAGCGCGGCGACUUACUCUUUCUCUGGAAUCGGGGGAUGGACACGCAGGUCGGGGAGAUCGUGGUGUACAACGUCAAAGGGAAGGAUAUCCCGAUCGUACAUCGUGUCAUUCGACGGUUUGACGGAGGUUCGAAACCGCUCCAGCUUCUCACAAAGGGCGACAACAACGUCGCGGACGAUACGGAGCUCUAUGCGCGCGGCCAGCGGUUCCUGACCCGCGAGACCGAUGUCAUUGGCAGCGUGCGGGGGUUCGUGCCCCUCGUUGGCUACGUGACGAUCCUGUUGAGCGAAUACCCGUGGCUGAAAACCGUGAUGCUUGGGCUUAUGGGCUUGACGGUGGUAUUGCAGAGAGAAUGAUCAUUGCACUUGGCAGGACGGGCAUCAGGGCAUUGGUACGGCGCACGUGGAGUUUAGUACCGAGCAAGCGUUCUUUGGAUUGGAUGAUAAGCCGUGUAUGAAAAGGGGAAUGCCUUUCCAUUUUUGCUUUACAAUGACACCGACCUUGAGUAUCAUCGAGAUUCGAUUCUAACACGUCCAGAUCAAUGAUUGAUACUGGAUGGAACAAAAGGCCCUGAUGCCUCCUAAGGCACCAUAUAUUCAGCUCCAGCGCAACUGGACAGCAUCCGAUGUUCCAGGUUUUCAGUCGUCAUGGUCAGUGAGCAGCUCCGGGCGGUCCAAAAUCAAAAUAUCAGAGACAAAGCAGCGGAUGACAAAGAUCAAUUAUACUUUACCUCUCCAA